This is a messenger RNA of Porites lobata, 27897 nucleotides long. The record is from the annotation of a GenBank genome assembly. NCBI's taxonomy places the organism in Eukaryota, Metazoa, Cnidaria, Anthozoa, Scleractinia, Poritidae.
AAACUGGUUUCCGAUCAAGAUGGCGGACGCUUGUAAAAGGAAGUUGAUCUACUGGAAUUUUAAGCUGUAGAGUUAAAUUCUCAAGUUGCAACUAUGAGUAUCAUCUUCAAGGAAGCUAUUAAUCGGGUUCAUGGUCAUGCAACCGUUUUCUGGCGGAACUUAGCAACUUCAUCGGUGACAGAAAUACAAGUUUAAAUUCGAACGAAAUCAGCUGACCAAGAAACAACACGGACAAGCAAUGGCUUCCGGCGUGUGUGGGCUGUGUUGGGCUGUACGGCGUAGUAGUAGCCUGUCUUUAUUAUAUUUAUUUAUAUUCCUAGGUUAGUAUGCUUGUGUCUCAACGGAAAACCACUUAUGGCUCGUUUUUCGAAGUGCCUCUUACAAAUCUGCGUUUGUCUAUGUUUGCAGGGGUUGUAUAUUCGAAAUCGAAUGUCGACUUUAAAAAAUGCGACAAGGAUGGUCGAGAGUGGCGUAGAGCUACUCUACGCGGGGGAGCAGAAGCUGGAGAUUUCUCUCUCCUUCAAAGGACUGCAAGCAUGAAAACCUGUAAACAACUGUGUUGUGCAAGUGAUUCAUGCGAGUUAGCGUUGCUUGUCAAUGGGGGAUGCUUCUCUGUUCAGUGCAGAAGCGCCGAUGCGUGCAUACCAGAGAACGUUAAGCGCUCUGGAGUUGUAGCUCCGAGAAUUUUCGUGCGUAAAAUCGGUAAGUCAAGUUGUUGUCACUCUGGCUUAAUGGUUAUAGUAUGAAAAUUUGGAUAUGCUCCCAAAAAAUGGGCCUGAAAGUAAACGUUUUGAAGAUUGACUUUAUAACUUGAUGAACUGUGUCACUGUGAGCCUUUGCUUUUGAAGCUGCAGUAUUUUCUCAUCUAACUCUUCGGUAGUUGGGGUGGUCAUGUCUCAUUCUUAUAUUUACAUUUUCCUCUUGAGCUCGCUCAAUUGAGCACGUCGGUUUUUUUUUUAAUCCUUUGUUGUUUCUUGAAGAACAUUCUUGUUUCGCCAUUGUUCCGACCGACGUCGACAAUCUUGCAUAGACGAUUUGAGUCUACAGUUCAACCGAUCGCGCGAAAAUCGACCUGCUAAUUAAGCUUCUAUUUGUAUUUAACUUAUUGUUUUUUUACCUCAAAACAGCUGGCCAAGUUUAAAGAGCUUUUGUGCUUGUGUAGCUUGAAAGCAAAUGCUCGAAAACCUUGACUGAACAAACCGAUGAAUUAUUUAUUUGUUGAAGAGUCUUCUAAGACUGUUUCCCUUAUUAAUUCGUGAAGAAUCUGUCCUUGUUUGAAGCAAAUCUUACAGUUGUUCUAAGAAUAUUUAUAGAUAAGUGUAGGAUUCAUUAGUACAAGGUACUCUGUAAUUUCAAAUACGCCAAUUCUUUGUUAACUGAUUGUGGUAUUCUAUUAAUAGCUUAAAGGAGGAGCUUGCUUAGCCAUCUAGACAUAAUAUAUUUUAAAAACCUAGUCGAUAAGAUUAUUAUUCAUUUUACAAUGUACAUCCUAAAUUUUCCAAACCCUGCACAUUGUGUUCUGAUAAAAUAAUUUGGAAGGUUGGAUUUUAAUAACACACCAUUCAAUUGAUUUCCUUCCAAAAUUUAUAUUUGUUCUAAUUUUCUUCAAAUCGAAUGGUGACUAAUUGCACCAAUUUCCAAAUUAAAGUAAAUUGUGGUGUUAAGCUACCACUAUUAAAAUCAAUAUUUCAAAAAUUAAACUACAUGAUAUAAUCAAAAUUCAACCAGUAAUUAACAGUAUAAAAUUUUAGACAUUUUUAUUGUAGUAACCUAACUAUGCCCUGAGUUAAAAUCGGCCUUGUGUGGCUGGGGGUGGUGGAGGGAGGUAUUACUCAAAACAUUCCCUGAAAUACCUUAUUUAUUCGAUUAAACACCGGGGGGUAUUAAAUUUUUGGCAUUCCCGGUGCAGCCUUCAUAUGAGGGCAGUCUUUAUUCAAAGGCGGUGUUUGUUUGGAAAUCAUUUUUCUUAAAUCACGGACAACAGUUAUUGUAAAUUGUUUUUCAAAUCUAGUCAACUCUCGCCUUGCAGACACCCUGCUAUAACGGACACCCCGAUAAUACGGACAGCAGUUAAAUCCCCAGCAAAAACAAAUUACAGACAUUUGACAGAAAUAAACUCCCACUAUUACGGACUCUCACUAAUGGGGACACUAACUCAAGGUCCCCGCGGUGUCCGCUAUAAUGAGAGUUGACUGUAUCAUGUACUUUAAAGGUUCCAAUGUCUUUGUUAUUUUGCUGAGCUAGAAUCGUAAUUGACUGGAUGGUGUAGAUUACCAGGUUGUACCGAAUUUUUUCUCAUUAUCCUCGAAUGUAGAUGCCGCAUUCUUUUAAUUUGGUGUGGUGCUUAUUUGAGGGCGGUGUUUAUUGAUAAUUUUGCCUCAGUCUGCGGCAUUUAAUUGAGGGUGGCUUUUAUUCAAGGGCAGCAUUAAAUCGAAUAAAUAUGGUAAUCAUGGCUGCCAUGUUGUUAUUACAAAAAGCAAAAUUGCACAAUGUAUAGAAUGAUUAGUUCGCCUUUGAAUGUCGUACUUUACCUUAACCCUACGGCUUGUAUAAUAAACUUUUCCAAAAACAAUCUUGAGCACUGGUGUAUGAAAAUUCCGCCAUUUUUUAAUUAUUGUCAACUCAUUUAUUGCUUAUUAUUCUUGGUUUCUCUGUAUAUAAUUAAAUUUGUUAUACAUGUACGUAACUAUUUUACUUUACUUGUAUAUGAAAUAACAUGCAAUGUUCUCUUCCAAUCUUCAGCCAAGCUUUUAAAGAAAAGAGAGGAAGAAAGGUUUGUAAACUGUUACUUAGUUGUCUCAUGAAUGGUUGAGUUGUAAAUGACGUGCAUCAGACAUCUGUCACUCUUAGGCUAUGUUUACACUGUACAAUUGUACCAGAUAGCCUUUGCCCUGACACAAAAAGCCUACCAGACAGGGUUUCUGGUCACAUAUAAGAAUGGUCAUUUCGACGCAAUUUCUGUAACAGAGCAAAGCUGCAAAGUGGAGUAUCAUGUAUCAGAUAGUUGUUCGCACUGUACUGGAUACCUUUUGAUGUAGACAUGAAAACCUGAGCCAACAGUCAACCAAGUGGCCAGCUAAAUUAAAAUUAUUAUUCUCUGGGAAUUAAAACUGGGCAAGAUCUAUCAUUCCUGAAAUAUUUCUGGCCUCAAUUGUCCAAACGGUGGAUAAUGCUAUCCACCAGAUAAAUUUCCAUCCAGAGGAUAGCGCUACUGGUUUCCCUUAUACUAUCCACUGGAGGGUGAUUUAUCAGCUGGAUAGCACUAUCUACAGUGUCGCUUUUGAACAACCGGGGCCAGGUGUUGACAGUUUUCUGAUUCCUUACUCCACAAUCUACAGAAAGAAGGCGUACAGACCUGGCCCUGGUUGUUCAAACGAUGGAUAACCCUAUCCAACAGAUAGAUCACUUUCCAGUGGAUAAGUAAACAUGUAGUAGGGAAACCAAUAAUUGUAUUAUCCACUGAAUAGUGAUCCAUAUUUAUCCUUUGGAUAGCGCUCCUCUGUUAGAUAGCACUAUCCAAUGAUUGAACAACUGGAGCCCUUAUAUUAGUUUUUGGUGCUUAUGAUUCAUAACAUGGGAUCAUGCUGAUGAACAAGCAUCAGUAGUGAUUGAUCAGUAUUAUUGACAUGCAACCAUACUGCUAACAUGCAUGUGUAUAUUUUUCACUCAAAUUAUCCAAGGAAUGCCUUGCCAAAAGCUUUAAUCCAUUUCUCUGUAGUUUAUUGAGUGGCAAAUUGAGUUUUAUGAUAAUUUAGAUUAAUUAUGUUGACUGCUUGAAGUUUACCAACCAUUUUCCAAGGCAAGGGGAAACUGGGGAGGACCUCAGGUUCUCUCUCCAGUCCCCUCUAGCUUGUUCACUCUCUCUCCAGUCUCCCAAUCAACUCUGAUCAUCCAUUCUACUUUGUUUCCAUUCAAUUUUGACCUAAAUUUUAAUGCUAAAUGUAUUUUCCUUUGUUCAAAACUCUUUAUCAUUUAUUACAAUACCCAAAAGCAAAGAAAAACAAUUGAAUCUGAGGGUAAAAAUUGAACCAGAGCAUUAUUCGCACUCAUUAUCUGCUCACAGCAUUGAAUAAGAGGUGUAUUGAUAUUCAUUAAUAGAAAUUCUUUUUUGCUUAGCAACUCUCCAAGUUAAAGUUUUUUCUUGGUCACCAUUUUAAUUUCGCAACCAACUCUUUUGGUUUAGGGAGACUUUUUUACAAACCAAGUCGCUAGGUCCAAAAUAUUAGGUACCAUGGCAACCAAAAUGGUCACAACUUGGAAUGGAGGGUUGCUUAGUAUACAGUUUGCAUUAUUUUUCUUUUCUGUAUAAGGUUAUUAAUGCCACCUGGCUUGAGGUGGAGCUACAGUGAUUGUAAUGCUUUUUCAUUUUAUUUCUUGCAACAGUAAAGGGGCAUUAGAUUUUGAAGCAGAUAGGACACUUAUUAGGGAAAAGCGGUAAGUUCUAUUUUGAUUUGUGCACUGUAUUUAGACAGAUUUUUGUAAGUAAAUAAUUUGUUCCCUUGCAAAAAAAAUCACAGAAAAUGUAAUGAUGGUCAUUAAAAAUUUAUAAGCAUAAUAACACUGUGUUCAUGCGGUUGUCACAUGGAAAAAAAGAAGAUGCACAUUGUUCUUACAGUACAGGCCACAGGCAUUGCAGCAUUACACGCGUGUUUCAUGCAUGAAAAUCCGCCAUAUUGCACGCAAAUUCCACGAGAAAAACCCGUGUGAAACACUCGUGUAAAAAAAAUACACGCAAAAAUACACAAGAAAAUACACGCAAAUUUCGAAAAUUUGCAUGUAAAACUUACAUACAGGUAGUUAUAAUUUGCGUGUAUUCGGUUUAUUUGAGUUCUUACAUCGCUGGCUGAGCGAGUGCAGUUGUACUUGUGCGGGUGGCUUUAAUUUGUUAGCAUAAAUCAAACGUUCCAGGCACGUUCAAAUGUUAGUAAUUAAGUUUUCUGGGCUAAAAGUGAUCCAAGUUUUUUGACUGAAUGAACAUUGUUUUUAAAUAUUUACAUGUUUUUCGCUUGAAUCUUCAUUUGUAGACUUCACAGAGAUUAUAAAAAGGUUUCAACUAAAAUCAGUUUCAGUAUGUGCAUACUCACCAAAGUUGAUUAAUGAUAAAACAGGUUCAAUUUUAUGAUGUAAAAUUCUCAUUUGUGGCCUCUAUACUUUCCCUAUAGAUGGGUUGGGGAGAAGUUGUCACGGUCGUACAUUAUCAGUUGAAGUCAUUUUGUGUGACCAUGUCCUUAUUUUUAUGACCAAUCGGUGUAUUGAAGUAUCAGUAUACAUUUAAAAGAAGAAAUUUAAUUUUGAUCACUCUAAUACACCUGUAAGGGCUUAAUGGUUAUUAACCUCUUGCAUUGGAUAGUCAACAUGUCAUGUGCAAAAACUUACAGCAAUGUUGAGAUAUGUCAAACAGUCUUAAAAACAGUCCGGACACUGUUUUUGUUUUGUUUUGUUUUCGUAACAAAUACUGUUGAGGCCAUUGAUUCUUUUUGUGAAACAUUAACGUUUUUUUUGGCCACUCAUUACACUGGAAUAAUCUAUUAAGUAAUUUAUGCAUGUCUAUAACUCCAUUUUCCAGGCAAGCCAGCUGCCAUCAUUAUCAUGGUCAUGUCUGCAGUGACUACUUAGAUAAAACCAAACUGCUAUACCUAAGCAAGAGUCCCAAAAAACUAGAAGAGAGUCUAAGAAGUCCUUUUCACCUGCUGAAACCACGACUUCUAGAACAGUGUGCAAAAUAUGCACUUAAAGCUAUUUGUGUUAACAUGUAUCCUUACUGUUCGAGUUUGCGCAAGCCAAUCAAGCCAGUCAGACUUUGUAAAGAGGACUGUGAAGAGUUGGAAAGUACCAUAUGCGCAUCUGAUUUUAAAGUUGCAAGAGAGUUUAAGUACUUAGCUGUUAUUUUACCAAACUGUACUGUUCUACCACCAAGGGGAUCUACUGGGGCAGAGGGAUGCAUACAAUUGAAUAUCUCAGGUAAAUACGCAAUUCAGUUGCUAAAAUUAUGAUCAGAAUUAGUAUAGGUAAUAGCACGAUUUGUAGUGAUAUUUGGUAUAAAUACCACGAGUGAUAUUUCAAAAUUGUUAUACGUAAUUUCACGAGCCGUUAGGCGAGUGAAAUUUGAGACAACUUUGAAAUAAUUAUCAUGAGUGGUAUUUAUGCCAAAUAUCACGCACAAAUCAUGCUAUUAUUUGUUUAUACUGUUGCCCUCAAAAGGUUUGUAAUUUUCACAUGUAGGUAUUUCAAAUUAAGCUGAAAUACCAGUGCUCUAAACUAAUCAAAUUGCAGUAAUUUCUCAUGUAGUAGUAUAAACGUUUUAUAAGCACCAUCAGGAUUGGUUGCUUGUCUUUGCUUAAUACAGUUUACAUGUCGUUUCAAAUGGACCAUUUCCAAGUUGCCACAAGCCCCUGUUUCAAAGCAAGGCUUAGUGAAAAGCCAGUGAUAUGGGUGAAAAUGAACUUUUUUUCUCACGCAAACAGAACUCAUUUUGACAAGAACAGUUUUGCACUUACUUUGUAGCUUCAUUUUGAAAGUGAAAGAUUUUGGAACUCUUAUUGAGUUGCCAAGACCCUUGUCCAUUGGGCAAGUGAGCUUGAAAAUUUAAGUCUCUAUGUCCUUUUUGUACAUGUAUCAAUGAGUAAACAGUUAGGUUUUACAAUGCAUAAUGCCCUUUUUUGUUGAAUAUGUCAUGUACAUUACUGCAAGUGAAGGUUGAAGGUAUGGUAGUGGGGGUGUAAAGGUAAUGGCAUACACAAUAUUAUUAUUGUACUCAACUAGCUCUAAUGUUUGUCUUGGUCAUUUUGUCAGGAUCAAAACGUAGUUCUAAUGAACAUGCUGAGCCUAGUGAGAGUGAAGAGACAGAAAAAGCAAAAGCAUUAGAUGCCGAUAGUUCCAAUGAUCUCAAAGCUUUGUUUGGGCAACAAAAAAGCACAAGCUCACCACUGCCAACGAAGCAUGAUUCUACACAGAAGGUGCCUUCAUCUAAACAGAGUUCAAAAGGCCAAACAGUGACAACAAUGCCGAUAAGUGCAAAAACAGAUGAAAACCCAAACAGAAGCUUUCUUGAAGUGUCAUUAGGGGAUAUAAAGCCUAGUGCUCCUGAACAAAAUCAGAUGUCAUCUGCUGUUGAUGUUGUUGGACCUAGCGGAACUUUUAAACCAAGUGUUUUAAAUGAUGAAGAUGAUGGAGCAAAGGUGGGUAAAAAGAUUGCUUUGCUCAAAGUUUACUGAUUUGUUUAGCAGGCAAGUACAGCAAGGCAGUGUUGUGCUACACUGUAUUUAGGUUGGUUUCCACUAUGAUAGCAGUAAGUCCUAAUCGGAAGUGCAGAAUAUGUUAUUUAGUAAAAAUUGCAUUUGUGUUUGACUUGGUCACACGUGGUGAAAACUAGAUUGACAGAGUUUUGAUGCACAAAAGAAAAGACCCAAACCUGUAAUUUUAUUAUUGUUAACAGUGCCCUGGAGCAAGCAUUAUUGAUGGUUUAUUUGUCCGAUUUUUCUUCCAACUUCAGCAACCUGGUUUUCUCUGGAUACAGUAGUUAGGUUCAAAAUAUUAUUGUGCGGAUUUGAUCAAAUUAAUUGUACAGUCCCACUCCCACACACCCUGUUAGAGGUAUUGCUUACAGUAUACAGUGUCUUUGUCAAUGUGUAAGCUCCUUACCACUGUAGAUAUGAUUAAGCUGUUUUCCUUUAACAACAGUGUAUUGCUUGUUUAAACUGUAGGUUAAUGUAACACUUCCAUCUCCUGCCAGUUCAGUGGUAUCUUCCAUAGCAGAAGCUCCAACAAUUCCCUUAAGUUUACCGACAAUUGUAAACAUCACAAAUGAAACUGAAGUUAACUUGGCACAGCUAGGCAAUGCAACUUCUCUUCCACCUGUUUCAAUGGGUAAGUUUCAAAAGGAGAAAAUGAGAUGUUGGCUGUUCAGUACAAUGUAUUUCCUUACAAGAAAAAAGGAGAAAUGGAAUACAGUGAGACCCCGCCUUACGGCCACCUCAGUAAUACAGUCACCUCGUUAUUACAACCACUUUUUUUGGCUGUCUGGCAAAAACCAGCAUACAUUUCCUUGUAAAAAAAACCCUCGUUAAUAUGGCCAAAUUUUUUUGGCCUAUUGGUGACCGUAUUAUCGGGCUUCCACUGUACCCUGUUUCAAGUGUGUAUAAAAAGAAUUACAUGUAUAAGUAUAUUAGGUAACUUUUGAAUUACUGCGUUUGUAAUGUCACUGUUGUGUACAACAAGGCCCUCUUAACAAGGGAAUGUAUGUCCCAAGUUUGAAUUUUAAUUAUGAUAUUCUGUACUAUUGCCCCUCACUCAAAUUUCAAAACACCUCGUUUUAUAUACUCUGUAGUGAGGAGGAAGUCAUGUCCCUGUCAGUAUUUUACCAUUGUAUUUGUGCUUGUCUUUAUUGCUGUUACAAUUAUUUUCAAGCCAUGUUCGUGUCAUUUGUUGCCAUACAUAUGUAUAAUGAAGUUGGUAUCAUGUAUGUCACUGUUUCAAGGUCUUGUCGCUUGUUGAAAUUUUACUAAUGCAGCACAAAAUUUAUAAUAUUAUAAUUAUUAAAAAUACGAAAACAUUAACUUCAGUGAAAAACAGUGAAUCAGUCAACAGUCAAUCAGUGAAAAACAGUACAAUGCACACUAAUGAUGAUGUUAAUGGUAUGAUUUUGAAUUUGUAGGGCCUUCUACCGAAAAGAAUGGCUCCCAUUCUACAGGUGAGUUGAUAAUGAUACUAAUAAUUUUCCUAUUAAAACAUUUGCUCAGUUGGCGAGUGCACACUCAAUGGUUCAAUUCCUUGAUGUCCUAGCUUUAAAAGAAGGCCCUGGUGCAGUACGCCAUCAAAUGCUUUAGAAAAAUCUAAGAAGGCAAUGUCAGUUGGCUUUCUGUUGUCGCGUGAUUUAGUUCAAUUGUUGAAGCAAGAAGGAAGCUCAGAAAGUGUGGAUCAGCCCGCCACGUAAGCAAACUGGUUUGGAUUUAGGAUCCUUGAAGUUAUCUGGUAACCUAACUUUCCCCUAGCUUUCACUGUACUGGACACGGGCCAGGUUGCAUAAAACCUUCUUAAGAUAAGAGGGAUCUUAACUUUUGUUCUGGAACAAUACCUUAUUGUUCUGAAAUAAUAGUUACAAGUUCUCUUAAUCUUAAGAUGGUAUUUGCAUGGUAUUUUUUUGGUUUUGUCUUAUCAGAAUUCUUGUAUUUUUUUUUUUUUUACAGAAACAACAACUUUGAAGCCCUUAAUAAAGCCUUCAUCUGGAGGUCAGUUCCAAAAUAUAUACACUAUUGACCAAGCUUGUUCAGUCAAGAUGACUGGAUAUUGACCAAGUUCUUUUUGCGUUUUUAUUUACCAAGACGAAGUCAAGUUCCAUAAAAGCGCAAAAGGGAACAAGGCAAAUAUUCAGCCAUCUUGACCAAACAAGCUUGGUCAAUAAAGGAUUUUAUUGUACAUGUACAAAAAGAGAACUUUACAAAGCGAUUGGAGCCCCAUUAAAACAGGGUUUACUUUUUCGUUUGGUUAGAAAAGAGAACUUUAAUGUACAUUAUUGGUUGCUCCAAUAUAUUUUCCUAUAUCUUUGCAAAAUGACGGAUUUCUGGUCGGAAUCAAAAAAACGUGUAACAGCCAAAAAAGUUUAAUUUGCAUGAAAUAGUUAAAAAAGUAAAAUUGUCCCUUAACACUAUCUCAUUAAGAAAAUUCAACAUGCAGAAAUAUUAAAUAGGAAAAAAAAAAAAGUGGAGUUCCCCAAAUAACGAGAAUUAUAACCUAAAAGAGGGUUUACUUUUCGUUUGGUUACAUCUUUGGUCACGCUCCAGGAACAAACCCCCCAACCCCUGAUUGGUCAAAUUUUUGACAGGUGAACUCAUGCAGCAUCUGGAAAUUUGUUUGUCGACAGACUACUUGCUAGGAAACCUUUUUUCAUUUCAGUUUGGUUUUAAUAUAUAGACUUAGCCAAGGCUAAAAGCAAAGCUCUUGUAAAUAUUGAUUUUUAUAGUUUACGCAAACAAAAUAUAAAAUUGUGUAAUGCUAAGCGACAAUGUCCAAAACAAAACAGUAGGUCUAAUUAGCAAAACAACAGCCUUGGACGUGCAAUACAAUUUUUUUGUGCAUUCAUUCACUCAUUUUCUCACCGCCACUAUAAAAUUGUCACGUUCCUCCUCCAAAGAAAUUGGUCCCCUUUGUUUUUUUUUAUUAUUAUUUCUUGCUUUAGCUCUUUCUCUGUUAUCCAGGUCAAUGUAGACAUUAAAAUUGAAAAAUAAUGAAUCGGCUUUGUUGUUAUUGUUUCUAUCUCUCUCUAAAUGUCCGGGUGGCUAUGAGAUUUACUGCCAAAAUGCAUGGGUGCUUGAAAAGUAAAAUUUCACCUGGAUUGACUUAUAAACAUUAACUGUGAACUGGGCACAGCCAGAGUUUCAUGAAAGACAAACAGCCUUUAUAAAACAUAAAAUUUCAUAGGCUAUUAGCUUCUCACAGGGGUGUGGUUGGUGGAGGCGGGGGGAAGUUAGCGAUGCACACAUAUGGGUAAGAAUUCUUUUCCAAUUUGAAUUAAAUGAUUUAUAAUUUUUUUUUGUUUGUUUUAAUAUAAGUUAAGUAUAAAUUUUUGGGUUUGCUUUGGUUGAAGCUUAUUUGUUUUAAUUUUUUGUUUUUAAGUAAUUAAACGUAUAUAAUAUGGAUGCUUCACAUUCGGCCUUCGCUAAAUCUAUGUAUAAACAAUUAUUGGAUGAGGUUUUUGUGAUAUCCAGAAUAAUCAAGGUCGAGGUAAGUGUUAUCAGCCGAGCCGAAGGCCAAGGCUGAUAACGCUUACCAAGACCUUUCUUUUCCAGAUAUAACAAAAACAAAAUCUAAUAACUGAUUUAUUAGCACAUUGUUUUGAAAUAAAUAAUGAUAAAUACACUGUUGCAUGGAACCGAUUAAAUUUUGACAUUGCUCAAGAUUGGAAAUAAUACAUUGCGUGUGCAACAUACAGAUUAGUCACUUAUCUGCUAGCAGAUAACUAACUAAUCUGUACAUGUAGGUGGCGCUGAUUUCCAAAAUUAACCGUAGGCUCUUAGCCAAUGAGAUGAUAGACAGUGAGUUAAAUGUGUAAUAAUAAUUAUUAGUUUCUACUGGAUAUAAUACUAAUGAGAGGGUUCCAUACAAAUAAGACACCAUUGUUCUGUAGUGGGAAGGCAGUACAAGUUCAUACAGACACCACCAGUCUUUGCAGAGUGGUUGGUGCAGUCUGUAUACAGCACACACACAUUGUACAUGUAGUUAUGACAACUAAUUCUUUAAUUCUUCUGAAGAGAAGCAUGUAUCAUACUCUCUUUUUGGUUUCAUAGCUCCACACCCAUCUCUUCAAGUUUCUGCUGGGGACAAUAAGGUGUUAACACUGCCUCUGAACACAAUAAGCUUGUACGCCAGUGCAUGGCCUAAAGAGACAUCAGGUUUGUAUAAUGUUCGCUUGCAUACAAACAUAAUAUACUGCACAUUGUACUUGUACAGCUGUAUUCUCCCCCCUCCUAAUCUGGUCUUCUCACUCUUGGCUAAUAACUUGACUGUUGUAUUCGUUAGAAAAUCCUUAUUCAUACCACUGGCAGCAGAUUUCUGCUCCAGAAGGUAGCCAUGGGUAUAUGGAAGGACAAGAUUCCAGAAGAGUUAUACUCAGUCAGGUAUGCAUAUUAUUGUGAAGGUAAUGUAUGUGAUUAUUAAUCUUAAUGUAAGUUGUGUGUGUGAAACGUUGGAAGUUCUGAGAAACUCAUGGAACGUCUUUGUGCUUUCCAAUGCAAGUUGGAACUUGAUAGUGUUAAUAAUAAUACAAUAUAAUAAUAAUGUUAAAAACUUAUAACACAUCUUUUCUUUGAUCAAAAGGUAAAGGUGUAACAAUUUAUGCUUUGAAUAUUAAAAGAAAGAAAAGCUUAAAUGAACAUAGUAAUUAAAGCUAAAAAGUAAGCAAUGCUAGUAGGUUAAAAACAUUGCAUAUCAAAAGCUAGUCUAAAAAGAUGCAUUUUAAGUAGAGAUGUAAAAUGUUCCAAAUUGUCCUCAAGAUGGAUAUGAAGGGGCAGAUUGUUCGAUAAGUUAAAGGCUGCAGAUGAAAAAGCACAAUCCCCUAAAGUGUUGUGUUUUUGUGGAGAGAGAAUAACCAGAGUUCCUGAAAACAAACUUGUCACAGCACCCAACACCCGAAUCAACCCACGUACACUGUGUGGCAUAGAUUGGGGCUACCCUGGGCCAUAUUAGUAGGAGUGAAGUGCCCUUACCACUGCCUCUCCCUUGUACCAACCUGAUCAGUACUGUGUAUUAGUUAGUAAAGGGUAGCAAAAUGUAACCAAUUAGAGUGUACAGUGUAUUCUUUGAGUCCAAUAGGGGUGGUAACAAGCCCAAUUAAUUUUUGUUUAUUUUCCUUUCAGCUUGAUCAAUCAGGAGUCUAUCAGUUUAAGGUCAAAGUUACAGGACAGAACCAAGCUUAUGGAUAUGCCUUUAUAAAUGUCACUGUGGUGCCAGGUGAAACAUUGUUUUGUUGUUGGUGAUGUUGUUGUUGUGUUCUCCUGGAUAGUAUACCAAAGCAAACACUAGGUUUUCAAAAUCUAUCAAAAUUGUUGUCCUUUUUUAAGAACUGAAUUGCUAGGUUUUCCUGUAAAAGUCACUAUUUUGAGAGCUGAGCUAUCAAGUUACAAGCAUGUACGUCAAUGAAAUAGUUAUGUCAUGUUGUGGGAUCUGUAAAUGUAAGUCUUACAUAAAUUGUCCUUAUUCAUAACUAUACAAAGACUCGUGUAAAUACUUGUAUUAAGUUUAUAAUAUUUUGCGUUUUCAGCUCCUCGAGUGAACAAGCCACCUCGUGCUGACAUUUCACCUAAGGAACAAACCAUAACUCUUCCUACUAAUGAAGUAGUCCUUGAUGGAUCAAGUGAGUAGAUGCAAACCCUGUAUGUACAGGGUUCACAACCUAGCUCUACAAUGGAUAUUUAUAAUUAUUACUAAUUCACUGUCAACAUUCAACCUCCUCCUCUAUCUCCAUGCUUUAUGUUUGAAAUUCUGAUACAAGUUGUGUACAUAAUGCCAGUAACACACAGUUCAUCACUUAAAUGCAGCAAUUGUAUCUUGCAAUGUAGGCAUAGACAUAAUUUACUUACCUGCAAAUAGCUCAGGAGUCAUAACUCGUUAAAAGACUCUUGUGAAAUAAAAAUAUUGGUCCAAAAGAAAUACAAAAAUACGUAUUAAAGGGAUAAUUUGAAGUAUAUACAAAUGCUAGACUAAUUAUUUAUAUAUUACAAAUUACAAUGAUACAUUAAGCAAAAAACUCAAAGAUAUAUAAAGUACUAAAAUAAUUUAAAUCAUUUACAUAUUUACUAGUCAUAAUGAAUAUAAAAGGCAUUUACAAAAGUCAUCAAAGGAAAGUUUCAAUCUUAAAAGUUGCAAAAUCCUCAGAUGAACUUCUGCUUGCAAUUUGUUCCAGGUACGACUUAAUAUACAAUUGAAAGAAUAACACAGCCAUGAUGUUGAAAGGCUUCAUUGUUACACCUUGAAGCCAGAGCCUCAUAAAUCAUACCUGUCACAUUUCCGUAUCUUAAAAAAAAGGGCUGCUGUAUAUAUAAUAUUCAAAGUAACAAAACUAAUGAUGAUAAGAAAAUUCUGCAGUAUUCUAAGGAUUGUAUACCCGCUGCUUUUAAGGCAUCAUCAUAACAGUAUGAUUUAUUAAAAUAGUAAUGUUCAGAUUAUGUAGAAAUUUACAUCUUCCAUUUUUGAAUGGCCCUUCCCAACUCCUAUUAGUACAGGCUUGCAAUACUUGAAAGGAAACAGGAUAAAUGCCUUGUAUAGCGAUGUUGAUCUUUAAAUAAAAAAUUGAGUCCGUUGAACAUUGUGGAACAAGAUGAAGAGAUGGGGUCUAUUCUCUUCACACAAAUUUGCAAAGAUUUUUGAUAAUUAUGUUGUCAUUCAAGUCCAUUUUCGACCUCAGCAAAACUAUGUUAAUGUCCAGUUCCUCUUUCAUUCAUCGUAAUUUUUUAUUUCUUCUUUUUAGCUAAUUUAGAAACAAUGUCACCUACUUUCUUCGCCCCUUUGUGGGUUAAACGUAAAGAAAGUUCCACAUAUUACUAACUGUGCAUCAACACUCAUUUUCGUUAUAUGACGAAGAUCCCGCAAAAUGUGCACAAAAUUGAGUAUUUUGAUGCCCCCUCAUUUGCAGAGAGUUCAGACGAUGAUAAAAUUACUCAGUACAAGUGGGAAGAAGUUAAAGGUCCUCUGAAUGACAAGAAUAAGAUGAUGAGCUCUGGAGCAGACUCGCCUGUGUUGCAGCUGAAGUCCCUCGUACCAGGAGUAUACACCUUUAAGUAUGUCAUGUAACUUUUAUUUAACACUUCAUUGAAAGGACCAAUUAAUGAAUUAAUGUUUCUUUUUUCAAAGGAGUUGCAUGUAUGACUGACCAGAGGCCCGUUUCUUGAAAGUUCCAAAAAUUACCUAGCCCAGAAAACUGUUUGCUUUGCACUCAAGGUCAAGGUUUUAGCAAUCUUGAACUUAAGUAACUCAAUAAAACUUACAUGUUUCUCUAAACAAGACAGGAAUGGACUGAUAAGAGGAUUAGAACCGGUGCUAUUAUUUUUUCAGCUUGCUUUACGGUUCCAGGCAUGUACAUUGUAAAGUUUAGGGAUGUUCGAGAAGUAGGCCCCAAAUCACUAUUUUAGUCAGACAAAACUAGAUAAGUAGUCAGUUACAGGGGGUAACUAUUUGUAUUUGGGAGUAUUGGUCAUCCAUCUGACCACUACUGACUAGCUGUUUAAAUUGCAUUCACAGGUUAACUGUUACUGACUCAGAUGGUGAAUCAGAUUCCACUACUGCAACAGUGACUGUCAAUGAUGGUGAGGAAUGUGUCGAUAAAUCCUUAACAAUAAUUUAUUUCCCACUUACCUGGUAGAUUUGGAAAUGGUAACAACACAAUCUUGGACAGUGGAGUGUACAGUAUCUGCAAAGUAGAAAAGCCCUUAUUGUCCUGAACAUGAUCAGUUAAUCAGAAGAUGUAUCACCAUUUUUCUCAUGCAAUUGAAAAUAAUAAAAACUUUUUAUCCACCUUUUGUGUCAGGAUGUUAGCAUACACUGUACCUACCAGGCUUUAGAUUCCUAUUAGGUUGUAGAGUAUCCCGAAUUUUUUAGUUUCCAUUGCAUCCUCAUUCUUAAAAUUCAAACUAGAACUAGCUCGUUCCAGGCGUUCAGGUUGUGGGGACAGCACAAGGAGAUGAGAGUACCUGGAACAGGCUAAGCUAGAACUUCUCUUCUUUCCAAUUAUUUUAACGUAAUAAACAAAUUUACAUUUGAGAUGCACUUUUGUGCCAGAGAAUGUCUUCCAUCAUGAGGUUAUUUUGCUUAUACUGUAGAAUGUUUCCUGAGACUAGCUGGAGUUGAAGAGUUUUUGGCUUCACAAGUUUUACGCACUCUUUUUUUUUUUAACAGAGAAAGAUUACCCACCUGUGGCACGUGCAGGGAAUGAUGUGGUGAUUGUACUCCCUGUGGAUCACGUUGUUCUCUAUGGAAAUGGAAGCACUGAUGACAAGGUACAAAAAGGACCGAUUCUUGAUGGUUUUGCUGUCCGGAGGUCGACUUUCUUCUUUGUUUCUAAAUCUUUACUGGCCCUUAUUACAAGUUGCUUUGCAAUGAUAGGAAGAGCCAACGUGGUAUCCUCAGUCAACCGCUGAGCUCGUUUACAGAUUUUUUAUGGCUCGGCAAUAAUAGGAAGAAUCAAUAUAAUACCACGAGCUAGUCUCAUGCAUCAAAGGUUUAUCACUUUGCAAUGGUAGGAGAAGCCCGUGUAAUAACAUCAGCCAAGUUCUUGUACCUCAUUUUUGUAUAAUGUCUUUACAAUGGUAGUACAUGUAGAACUCAGCGUGUUUUCUGGCAGAAUGGCGCAACUUCUCAAACAUUUUCUAUUCAUAAUUUGGCUGCUCCGCCCUUUUUACAGCGUUAACACUUCUAACAGCUUUUACGUGAAACAUUUUGUUGUCAUACAUUUUCAGGGUAUUGUGAGUUAUGAGUGGAGCAAGACACCAUCUAGUCCAGCAGUAGGGGAUAUGCAGGUUAGUACAACAGGUUUAACUGGUUUAACCCGAGGAAUUUCUUGGGAAUUUGGAAAUUAUAGAUGACCCUGGGGCAGCACAUUUUUGUUUGUUAACCUACUCAAAAAUGACUUCGUUUUUUAGGGCACAAGUUCCCCUAUUCUGAAGGUGUCCAACAUGGUUGUGGGGGACUACACGUUUCUGUUGAAAGUGACAGAUACAGGAGGACAGACUGCCAGCUCCAGUGUCACCGUCGUAGUUCAACCAGAGAAGAAUGCUCCUCCUGUGGCAGUAGCUGGCUCGGAUAAGGUCAGUUUAGUUACAUUGUACCUUUAAGGUGGAGUUCAACUAUUGUGUAAUUAAAAUUUUACUCGCUGAAUAAAAUAGUGGUAAUGUAUGGAAAAUUUGAAAGUUGAACAUUGCUCCAGGUUAACGUUUACAUGCGACCUUUCAUACAUUCACGCCCCUAUUUUAUUUACGCAUGUAAAAAGUACGCGAGGGUGGAAAUUCACUCUUACUUAACUUUCUCAGCUAAACUAAUAAAAUUUUCUAAGAAUCAAGACGUUGCUGUAAAUUGUUCUGACAAAGACGAUUCAGACUGUGUUGUCAUUAUACCGCGGUGGCAUACAUAUAGGGGUAGCUAUUUCGUUAAUCCCCGUUUCCUUUCUAUUUGAAAUUUCAAUUGUUAAGAGCGAAACAUUGGUACGCUAACAACUAUGUACAUCCUGCCAAAAGCUCUGAAAACUUUGACAACAGUUACAAAGUUCAAAUACGUACCAUUGGAUUGUGUAUCUUUGAUAUUGCUUCCUACAUUUGUACAAAUUUUGUAGUGGUUGGAAAACCUAUGUACGUUUCAUGUUGUCGGUUUAUAUUGAACUGAAUUGAAUGAUUUAUUUAAUGUCGAAGACGUGGGAAGUGUUUACACAAUCUUCCGAGCCAGAGGCACAUGUUAAAAACGCUCGACAAACUAAAAAAUACAAAACAGGAUAAAAAGUGAGUUAUUUUUGUACAAAUAUUAAGAAGAACCUAAAAACAUCGUAAUUUGGGGAAAAUUUUUUAAGAAACUGUUUUCCGAAAAAAAAAAGCACUAAAAAACCUUAGAACAUGCAUUAAAAAUAGUUUAAAACGGACUAAUCAUAUUAUUUGUUGUAGGAUUUGGUUUACCCAGAUGACUCAACGGUUCUUGAUGCUUCAGCAAGUCAUGAUGACCAAAAAAUUGUGAAAUACCACUGGGAACAGCUGAGGUAACCCUGCCUUUCUACUUUAUUUUGUCAUUAUAUUGUAAAAUAUUGUCUUUUGUUUAUUUGUCAUUUUUUGAUCACUCAACAAAAUUCAAAAUUUUUGUCACGCUCGCCAGCUUUGGAUUCUUCCUGAAUCUACCUAAUGGCACUUAGGAGUGGGUUUCACAUAUACUUUUGUUUGGAAAAAACUAAAUUGUAGCACAACCUUCUUAAUCUUUUCAUUGCCGGACUUAUGGUCACACAUAAGUUUGUAAAGAGUUUUUAGCAUGAAUCGGCUGCACGUAAUGCAUGCAGUUGUUUUAAGACUGUUUUUCUUAAUUUGAUUUAAAUGUCCAGUACAUCCCAGACAAUCAGAAUAUCUCCCGUGACCGUCAAAUGAAAGUUUUCCAGCGUCUUAAACGUUCUUUUGAGUCUCAAAAAAUUACCUCUUCAGCGUUAAAACCCAAGUCUUCCGAUCACACUUCUUCUCGUGCCAAAUUCAGUUGAACCUCUCCAGAACGGCCAUCAUGGGAACAGGAGAAAGUGGCGUUUUUAGCGAGGUGGCCAUUGUAGAGAGGUUAAAACAAGAGUCAAUGUAUGGACUGUCUGCCGAAAAAGUGGCCUUUUUAGCAAGGUGACCAUUGUAGAGAGGUUUAAACAAGAGUCAGUGUAUGGACUGUCUGCCCAAAAAGUGGCCUUUUUAGCGAGGUGGCCAUUGUAGAGAGGCCUAAACAAGAGUCAAUGUAUGGAGUGUCUGCCCAAAAAGUGGCGGUUGUGGAGAGGUGGCCGUUAGUGGAUGUUCGAUUGUAUUUCUUCAAUAUUUUUCUUUAUAAUUAUGUUGUAGUGGCCCACAUCAGGCUGAGAUGUCAGGAGUUGAUGAUAAAGUCGUGACAGUCAAUAAACUCCUUGAAGGGAAUUAUGUUUUCAAGCUGACCGUGACGGAUGACAAAGGACUUGCUGGAAGUGAUACAGUAGCCGUGAACGUUAAGAAAGGUACGCUGCGCAGCAAGCAGUAAGAUAAACGUCGGGACAGACAAGGCGACAUGUCCCUGCAACACGUCACGUGAACAAGUCACUCCUUGUGUAAAGGCGGGAAGACAAGUUGCGCGACAAGUUGCAACAGUACCCUUUGUGUACUGGAGAAUCUUUAUGAAAAUUUGUCUCCGCAACAGUUGUUGCCGCAGCAAGUCGCACAAAUUGAAUCUGAUUUGCUGCGGCUUGUUGCGGCGACAAAAUUCUGCUGCAGAAACAAAGAUUUUCACAAAAGUGCUCCAGUACACACGAAGCGCUGGGAGGUGUCGCCUCGACUUGUUGUGGUCGUGUUAAUUAAACGAAUACGAGAACUGGCCCUGACCAAUAGCUCUUGUCAAUAUGUUAUUGGUGAGUUGCUAAGUACAUGUAAGUUCAACCACAUUCUUUUAUCACAAUUUGAGCAUGGCACUGAUCUGGCUGUAAUAUGAACGAGGAUGGAAAAGGAAGUGUAGACUGUUCACAGUCCCCUAUUUUUUCGUAAGAUCGUCAGUAUCGCUAUCGCUUACCGUUACAGGUGUUCAUCUUGGUUUCUUAUGUACCGAGGGGGUGGGAGUCGGGGUUUAUAGUCCUCCCAAACCGUCCCCCGCCCCCUAAGUAGAUUUGACAAUCAUUGCGUCCAAGAUGGCUGCCCAUAACGGAAAGCGCUCGAUCUGGACGAUAUUACGGGAAAAUAGGGGAGUGUGAACAGAAUCUGCAGUACGUAAGGCUGUACAAGCUCUUUUUGCUGUUAAUUUUUUCAGAUAUAAAUAAGCCGCCUACUGCUAAUGCUGGUCCAGAUGUCGUUGUUUAUUUGCCAAACAGAGCUGCUGAAUUGGUUGGAUCCAGCUCAUAUGACGAUCACGGUAUUGUCGAGUAUGAGUGGACACGUGACCCCAAGAGUCCUGCGGCUGGGGUAAGUUGAAGCUUGAAUAAAAGGGAGCUUAAGCAAAGGCGUAUGUCUUGAUGCUGACAAAUUUCUGUUGCCAAGUGUCUUUACCCUUACAGAGACGACUGCCCGAAAAAUUUGGUUUAAACCAAUGCCCAAGAAUGGAAAAAGUUUGCCUCCGGUUGACAUGUGUGUUUUUGCUUAAGCUCUAUAAAGAGAAAACUGUAUCCUCGAACCCACCAAACUUAAGUUUUCCUUUUUGACGUAAAUCUAGAGAUAAUUCAUGAACAGAUGUAGACCGUGGUUUUGACAUUUGUUGGUCCUUAUGUUUUGUAUGUCUUGUGCUCAUUUCAGGAUGUAAUCAAUAACAGCGACCAUCAAGCGGUACUGCGACUGUCUAAUCUUGUGGAAGGAAUGUACAAGUUUAAGCUUACAGUGGCAGAUGGGAAGGGCCUCAAGGGAACUGAUGACGUAUUACUAACUGUCAAGGAAGGUAUGUGAGCCAUACUAUCACCUUUAGCACUGAAUGAAGAUAAAGUGAACUGCGGAAAUACAAAUUUGAAUAAUGAUAUGAUCGUCACAGUGGUAAUUGCAAUUUAAGCAAUUGCAAAUUAACCCGAAAAGAAAAAUUUCGGGAUCUCAACGGGAUUCGAACGCAUGCCCCAUCACCACUGUUAUUUGCACCUCUACCACCCGACCCCUGCCAUCCACCACUCCACCCCUGACAUGAUUACUUUCUACACCACUACUACCAUUGUACUUCUGCCACCCCACCCCUACCACCAUCACCACCACCAACACCAUGGUCAUUAUCAACCCUACUAAGUGUGUCAAGUUUCGCAUGCAACUGUAGGUAAAAGACGAGAUUUCCUUUUUAGUUUCUUUUAGAUAGUUUUACAUCCUAAACUCAUUCUCUGGAAGCUGUUUGUGAAACAUAAUAACGCUUCUACCUUCGUAGUUGAGUACCCUUAAUCCUCAAAAUUAAAAUACAGACUUUCUUUUCCUGUUUGCUUUACUCAUCCCAGAGAAGGAGCAGAAGGGAUAUGGUUAAAGUGGUUAAGCAAGGUAAUUUUUGUUGAUUUUGUUCUCCAAUACCUUGCGUUUGCAGAUGAAAACAGUGUUCACCUUGUGGAACUGUACCUUGAUGUGGAUAUUACGAAAUUCACUGAGGAAAAUAAGGUAACUUAACGAAUACAUCAUGGAACUUAGAGUCGCUGUGUUCAUAUAACAAGUAUACAUUGAUUCCAACCUCUCUUGAACGACCGCAUAUCCAAAAUACCAAAUGCUGGUUUUCCCAAUGAAAUCACUAAUCGAAACUAAUUUUUACAAUAAUGGAGCGAUGUAGUUGUUUGUAGUUGUCCAGUCUUGAAACUUUACUAAUUUAAGUAUUUUGUCUUUUGAACAGGAGCAGUUGAUUCGUAAGCUGGCAGUUAUUCUUGAUGUUCAGGACGAAGACAUCAUAGUUGAACAUCUCAAAGAAGCUGGUGUAGGCCACAGGUAUACUAGAUUAUACUAGGUAUACUAGACAGGUAUACUAGAUUACUAGCAUUGAAGCACAGGCGACCCAGCUGGAGUAGGUUUAGAACAGUAGCCUUGCAGUUCUUCAGAACCUCUAAUUUAACUGGACCCCUAUGGGUCGCAGCUCUUUUGUUUUUGCGCUAGGUACCAUUGUUAACUUUGUUUGUUUAUUGUUUUCCAAACCGGUUGCAAAGCAAUCCCGUGAGGUCUUCCGACAGCUGCAAGAUCGCCUAUUUAGAAGGGGUACAAUCGGCGACAAAACUGUUCUCCUAAAAUAGACCACCUUCGGAGAACAAAAUAAUCCACACCCUUGUCCCUCCCUUCCAUUCAAAGCUGGGUGUUUUUUUGUUUCUUUCAGGUAGCUCGAAAAACGGAACAACAUUGAUUGGAGGGGGUGGGGGAGGAAAAGUUCAAUUUUCCCCUUUUGAGGUCGGCAAAACAUCAGAAAAGCCCAUCAACAGAGCAAAGUGUUUCAAAUAAUUUUGUCGCCUAUUGGAAUCCUGAUUGAAUUAUCUUUUUUUUUUCAACAGCCUGAUGGUGGUGUUUUACGUAAAGGACAAAGUAUCAAAAGCUAGAGAUGGCUAUGAAGUAGCUGGACUACUGAAGGAAAAGAUCGGAAAUGAAGAAGGCUUCUUUGAAUUUGGACUGUUAAAGGUUGAACCCUACAGUAAGUAUUUGUAUAGCCUGCAUAACAGGUGUUAUUUUUUCACGUUUUUUAGGCGAACGAAGGCAAGCGGAAGUGAGCGAAGAGCACCAGACAGGCGCGACGGGGGAAGGCAUUAUUUUUUCCGAGCGUCGCGCGUGUCUGACGCUACUCGCUCGCUUCGCGCUUGCAUUCGUUCGCCCGAGAAAGGUGAAAAAAUAACGCCUGUUAUGCAGACUAGUAUUUGUACCUUAACAGUGCUUCAUGUGUUUAUCCGCGUGUUAUAAAUUGCUUUUUUUGCUUUUAGUUUGCAGGAAUAACUGUUCAGGGCACGGCUACUGUGAUCGUCACACUAAAAUGUGCGUCUGCGAAAGCUUCUGGAUGCAGGACUUUCUCAAGGUUCACUUCGGAACAAAGGAGAGCAACUGUGGUAAGCGCUCAAUCUUCUAUGUCCUCCCGGACAUCAGGGAAUUAAAUGCGUAUAUAAAAAGGAAACAACGAAGAGUGAGUUGUUAAACUAGCCUGAGAAACAGCCUACAUUUUAGUGGCGCCAUCAUUUGUUUCAGAAAUUCCAUACUGAUGACCUUUGCUUCCCAGAUCUGGACGUCUGAUUAGUUUAAGUAAAUUUCCCAAUCGGCACGACCAAUCAGAAGCAUUACUCAGAUCUGGGUAGUGAUACGUCAUUAGUAUAGUACUGCUGCGUUCAUUCCUCAAACGUCAUUUGGUGGGGAAACCAGUGGUGGCAUUACAAAAUGUCAGCUGUUUUCACCUGGCUAGUCGCUUAAUUAGCUAACAAAACAACAAAUGAAUGAACCAACAAUGUUUUGAAUCCUCAAAAUAACAGCAGGCAUGUUGUCAUAGGGAGACAAGUGGAGGUUUCUGAGAGCUACUUGACUACAGUUUAAGCAAUCUGUUUGUACUUGUCUAUAUUUUGUCCAUUUUGGUUCGUUUGUUUUUAUUGUAUUGACUUACUAUAUCAGCUCUUGAAACGUGUGUUUUUUAACCGCUUUAACCCCUUAAGCCCCAAUAUCCACCUACAAAUUCUCUAAACUAGUCUUUAUACAUUUCCUUAAGGAAUAAGUUGAGAGAAUUUGGUAGAAGAUCAAAGCAUUUUCUCUUAGGUGAUCAUUUUAUUAACUCUCAUAACUAUUUCUCUUGGUAAGACAUGGAUAUUGUUAGGAGAAAAUUGAUCUUGGUCACUAUUGGAACUUAAGGGUUAAGGGCACGUCGAGGCAAUUUUCUCCAGUCUCAAUUUUCCUGUUGCUAUCUGUAGGCUCAGAAAAAACAAUCUUCAAUAAAUUUAGUAUAUUCAAUCGACAACAGAACCACUAAAGACUCUUUGCUUUACGCUUGUUUUCAGUAUGUAAGCGAAACGAUUUUUUUCCAAAAUUUCUAUGUGAUAAUAAGUUUUGUACAAAAAUUCUGUCAGGGGUUUCAUUUGAGUGGUAGUAUCACAGGAUUUCGUUUUUAAAAGUUAGGUUAUCACGUCAUCCCGCCAUAACUUGAUCUUUAAUUGAAGUGAUUGUCUUGUUUGCAGAUUGGAGUAUUCUCUAUGUAACUGUAAUUAUCUUUGGUAUCAUCAUGGCUAUUGGCGGGUUAGUGUGGGCCAUAUGUUUCUGUAUGGGAAGGUAAGAGCAGUAGACUAAAUUAUUUGUAUUUUUCUACUAAAUACAGCACUGACGUGUUACAUCAAAACUCUGUAGCGACUGUGGGUUUACCGAAUACAGGGCUGUCACUAAGGGUCGGAGGCCGGGAAUUCCUCUCGGCCACUUGACUAUGUUCCAUGCCUCUCAUCAGUUCUUAAAAGUGAGCGAAGCAAGCUUCAAUGCACGAGGUCGCGCAGCGAACAAGCGAGCGACGAAGUCUUGAGGCCGUCUUGUUUUGAAUCAUAUUAUAAAUUCACGCGAGAAAAAAGUGAUUGACAUAUGCUGUGUUGGGAGCGGCGUGAAAUAUCACUCACUGUCCUAUUGGUCAAUUGUCAUGAUGUCACCGGUAGAAUUUUCGACCGGUGAAUUUCACGCCAAACAGGUAUGAAAGUCCUUUAAAAUGGCAUAACCUACCAGGACUUUUAGAAAGUCUAGCUUAUCAUCACAGGGAACAAAACGGAAGUAAAACCAAAAUCUGAACUUCCCAGCUGUUCAAUGCCCCGCCUACUAGUUGCAUUCACCCUGAAGCUUGAAAUCUUGGCGACAGCCCUGGGAGAGUACUUACAGUUAGACGACUUUAUAGAGUCGGAAAUAAAAAAGAGUAAAUAUUAAUAAUUCAAUGUAUUUAGAGCUAAUAUAUGAUAAAAACAAACUAUUGCAAUCAGCUUUUGUUUCUUUUCUAUUUCAAGACGACUUCUGAUUUAGGGUUUUCUUGAUCUCUUUCAACACAGAUUUCAAUUCAUCAAACAAAGAAACUGUUUGCUCAACAAAAAGUUGUUAGUAAAUUGUGAUUCGUACCCUGAUUUUGAAAAAGAGUUUUGCUUUCCCAAACGUUUAAGUAUCUAACAGUAAAGGUAACACUGGUAAAGAAACUUUCUUCUCCGGCUAUUCUGAAGAUACUUCAUAAUAGCUAGUAUAAGAACAUCAUCUGCGAAUGCAUGCGCAUCAUUUCUACUGCCUGCAAGCGACAAAAAGUUCUCAGCCUUAUAAAUUCAUGUAAGGAUGUGUGUGUGUUGAAGACAUAUCACAGCCACUAUACGACUGCGUCCCACAAUCACCCAACCCAAGCGUGCGUACCUUAGGUCGUGCGAGUCUUAGGUGGUCUGUGGUCUUACUGUGGUCACUGUGUAUGUUAUUGAUCUUCUGCACUAUUAAUCGAACUACAUUCAUUUUGCUCUCUCCCACUCAACUGUCCGUUAAGAAUCCUAAAGCGCUGAAUGUAUAGCUUUAACUCUAUCUCAGUCCCAAAUCCUUCUUUAAGGGUAUACUCCCAUGUUUUCCUUCCAUUCUCGACUUUUCUUUUCUGUGCUCUUCCGUUCUUUCUGUCUGUAGACUUCGUCGUAAGAAGUUAGUAGUCUCUGUUAACGCUCCUUCGACAGAAGACACCUCUUCUACUGACCAUAGGUAUUGUAUGUCUAAUGAGUUGCAUGUCCAAUCUCUCCUUUCCGUUUUCAGUUUCAAAUUGCUUAAUCCAAAUUCCAGCUUUAUAUUAUUAUUAUUAUUAUAGUACUAUUUUUUAACCCAUGAUUAUCCUUCUGUCUAAUUCUGAGUAGAAGUUCCUAGUAGUUUCUUACCUAUGAAAUAAAUAUUUUGUCUCAUUUCUGGACGUGCUAUUUUCCUGGUUUGCUUUCCAGGCUUUCCUCUAACGGCAACUUACAAGUAGCUCUUACCCUAUACACGAUCGAAUUUUUAUAUUCUCUUGCAACUUUUCCGUUUCCAUUGUUUACCAGGGAGUAUGCUUCAAUUAUUUGGUAUGAUAUGGUAUUUGGUAUGAUAUUUCAAUUAUUUGGUAUGAAGACAAAAAAGUCGGUGUAUCUUUAUACCCCUUUGGGCAAGUGUAAUUUUUUACUUCCCCGCAUUUUAACUAAUUCCCCGUUUGUCUUUUAAAUUGAUUCUAAUUUUCAACUAAUUCCACGUUACGUGACCCUUUUAAAUUGACGACAGAGUUAAAUUUGUUACAAGUAACCCCAUUUCACCCCAAAUUCGGAGUUAAAUUAGGAGUUAAAAUAACCCCAAAAAAGGGGUUAUCCUGUACCUAAAAUUUUUACUCCAUUUUUGGAGUUAUAAUAACUCCCCAAAAAUUACAGUGCAUUUCUUUUUCUUUUUCUUUAUUUUUGACACUUUUUUGUCAGUAUGGUAUUCUUCAGUGUUUCUCCAUAGUUCUUUUGAUUUAUCUCAUUGUUGUGUUCUUAUUUAUCACUUCCUUAACUUGUGUUGUUCCUCUCUUUUCUGCGCGUUGUUUACCACUCAUCUUUCCAUAAUGUGCUCUUGCUUUAGCCACAUUAAUUCUUUUGAUUUUAACUUCUUUGUUUGCUUUCCACUGCCUGAGGUAAGGAAGCAUUGGAUUUAAUCACGAAGCACCAACUCAUCUCCCGUUUCCAUACGUUUCCACAAAAAGUGGACCAUGCUUCACGACUUCCGUCUUUAAUAAGGCGGAUUUUGUGCUGUGUUAUCUACAAAAACUGCAGCCUUUUACUCGACUUUCGGCGACCGUUAUGACGAUUGACAACUUAUAACGUUUUUUUAGGAGACGCGUACGUGGAAAGAGACGUCAUCAUCGGUACGCUGUUAUUGAUGAGGAUGAUGACAAACUGGAGAGUAUGGAAAUGCUUCCCAAAGGUAGUCUUUGUGCAUACGUCAAUUUCAGUGGCAAUACUGUGUUCUGUUUAAUGGGUUUACUGUAAUGUAUGAAUCAGCUAGCGGGCAAAUAAAAGGAAUCCUGCCACCCGAGCCGGCCAAUGCCCGUAUUUCCCACGUUAGCCUCUCUUUUUGGCCUGGUAUUUAAUGCCUUUUUCGGUGAAGGUGGCUGAAUAUUGGCCGCGUUCUUUUUGCAUUUUAAUUAACUCCGACUUCGUCUUGGUCCAUAAAAACACAGAAAAGAACAUGGCCAAUAUCCAGUCAUCUUGACUUCUCGCUUGGCCAGUAACGCAUAUUUAUUGGGGGAACUAACCGAACUCCAUUAGCUAUACCAUAGCCAUCCUUGAUCAGCCGUUUAACAUUCCUGGGCGUGAGAGGGUGAUGUAAGGUAGCGCUUCUUGGAACUUGUCGCACAAAAUUUGGGGAAGAGGAGAAAUAACCAAAUGUGACUCGUUUUAUUCUUCAACUUAGAUGCGCGGAAAGGUUUUGUUUAUGUGCAUUACGUUGGCUUGUCUUUUUGCGUGUUAAGUAUUUUUUUCGAUGUUUCCAGUCAAUACAAACUGACCAAAUGUUUCAUAAGUGCAGAGAGCGUAACAAACCAAAACGCAACCAAAACCGUGCUCUUAGAAUUGGUUGGAACAUUUCUUCUGUUAACAGAGAUAUUCUGUGCUAUCUAGAAAACUAAUAUUGAACCAACGUUUAAACGCAAUGUAAUUGAAUUCUUUGCAGGAAAAUACUUGAGCACUAGUUUGAUUCUAAGCGAUACGGAUGAUGACAGCGAUGAUGAAUCCACAGUAUUUGAAGUCAAGAAAAGAUCCAUGAACGGCUCUGUAAAUGGCUAUAUUAGGAAGGACACGUGAUGUGACGUUCGAUAUGACGCAAUAUCGCGCGUGACUUCACGUGAAUACACCAAGUAGUUGCAGGCCCACUCUUUUGUGCCUCACACGAGUAUGUCACGUGACUCACGAUAAGCUGCUUCGGCGGCAGAGUCCUAAAGAGGCCAAUUGUUCGAGGGCAGAGUCUUCUUACGUCAAAUUUACUUAAAAUAUAGUUGUUAAAAUGAAGGGUCCAAUUUUAUACUUAGCUACAGCAGAGCCAUAAGAAUUGGUGGAAUCAUAAGUGAUGUAUUGACUAGACUCUUCCUAUUUUAUGACGUCAGUCAGUAAUGAAGUGAGACAACUUCGAAAAUGUCUACAUUUUUAAUUAUACUUGGCCAUUGAUAGUAGGUUAGGGUUGUUCGUGUAUGCAUUUUCUUCAGCGGCGGUCAUGUGGAAUACUUUAGGAGCGGUUGACUAACGCGAGGACUGGGAUCAAGUGGUCUUUUGUGCUACAGUUGAGAGCCUUGAUUAUAACAAGAAAUUUUAAUGUAAAAAUGCCGCACCAUUGACCAAGACUUGAAAUACAAAAGAUUUACGUUGACGGAAAGUAUCACCAUUAAUCAAGGGUGCUUCACAUUGUGACUGACCAAUAUGAAUUACUGUCUCUUGCGAAAGAUGUGAAUAAUCUUUUCACGAUACCGCGAAGAAUGUGAGAAGUGCAACUACGAAAAAUUUGUAUGUUUUUACUGGAAGUUUCAAGAAAACCUCUUUUGCAGAAUACUACAAAUGGGGUUCAAUUCCCUCAAUAAGUUAAACAAAUACAAUUUUCAUAUAAAUUAUUUAUAAUUGUUCUUUGGUUUUUGCCAGGGAAAUUGGUAAGCUGAUUGUGCAGUUAGCUUAUUUUCAGUAAAAAGUAACGUAAUGUUAUUUGAGAAAUAGGCCAAGCAAAGAUAUUAAAUGGAGAUUUUUAUAAUAGUUUCUUUUCUUAUUCCCUUCCUUAUUCUUUGUUUUUUCAUCUUCUUUUUAGAACUGUUACCUAAAAUGGUUUUACUGUCCUCGUUCCCAUGGCCUCUAUCCUUUCUUUGGUCUUGUCUCGUACCAAAUCUCUAGCGUGCGACUGAUUGCGCGCCAUUCCUAAUCUUCGGAUUCCCAUGGUACCUUAUUUUGCUUUACCAAUCAGGGGUGACCUUUUCAGGAAACGUCUGCGUUGUCGGCGCCAUUUACAGUUACGUCAUAAUGGAGUUUUGUGGACAUCUUUAUCUCUUUACAACCAAUAGUCUUUCAUCGAUCUACCUCUCAUUUUCAUUCACUAUACUCGAAAGUGAGAAGACAAAAAGUAUGAAGCCGUAUUAUUUUUUGCUGACCUUUAUCCUACUUGGAAUACAAUGCUUGACGGUUAAGCUAAGAAAACUCGAACCCUAUCACUAAUCGAUGAUUUUGAAAUACGUUUUAGGUCAAAGGAUGGCAGGAAGUAAGUCUCGGCAAUUCGCCCUUCUUUGUUUCCCUGUUGAGGAGAUUACUUCGGGUCCCGGCGC